Molecule: messenger RNA, 257 nt
Organism: Saprolegnia diclina VS20
Lineage: Eukaryota; Oomycota; Saprolegniomycetes; Saprolegniales; Saprolegniaceae
Exons: 1
Coding region: 18-257 (79 amino acids)
Source: RefSeq, a predicted model, not a curated record
CGCGUCUUCAUCACAUCAUGGUCAAGUUUAUCGUCGCCGCCCUCGCGCUCGUCGCCAGCACUUUUGCGGCCGCUGCUACCGUCGACACGCCGGUGCUGGGUGUCGCUACCAAACUGAGCGCCGAGGCGGGUCAUACACAACAAAACCUUCGCGAGGGCGCCCAGAAGGAGUGCUUUGGGUCGAUCUGCGGCUUUGGUUGGGGUCUUGGUGGCGGCUGCGGUCUCUUUUGGCCGUUCCGUUGCGGCGGCUGGUUCUAG